GCAACACUCAAAAUCAAACGUCAAUUGUCACCCGCAUUGAAGGUCGGCAAAUUCAAUUUUUAAAUAGUAACGACUAAAAUACCGGCCUCAAUGCGUUGGACUUAUUCCUCUCAGGAAAUAAAUAAAUAAACAAAGUAUGCUUAUAAUUUGUGAUAUUUAUUAGUUAAUGAGUUAACUAACUUAAUAAUGGAGCCUUCGAAAGAGGCAAUAGCUGUGCGCAUCACGCGGUUAAAUCGUCAGAUAUUGGGUAAAGUGACAGGUGGGACUACAAAGUUUAACAAAAAGACAAUAGACCGCGAGGCUCUAUUUGAUGCUUUAACAGUUUUAUACGAUGAGUGUAACGAUGAUCCGGUCAAGAAGAGCGACGACCUGGUCAAGGCUUUCCUGGACAAAUAUCGCAGUACUCUGGCGGAGCUGCGCCGCACCAGGGUAUGCAUCUCCGACUUUGAGAUGCUGCAAACCAUUGGCCGUGGACACUUCGGAGAAGUCCAUAUGGUGAGAGAGAAGCAGACUGGUGAUGUAUACGCUAUGAAGACGUUGCGCAAGGAGCAGGCACGGAAGCGCGCUGAUGACGAGCGCGACGUGCUUGCCACUGCCACCGGGCCCUGGAUACCUAAGCUGCAGUAUGCCUUCCAAGACUGCAACAACCUGUACCUGGUGAUGGAGUUGUGUUGCGGCGGCGACUUAUCCGGGCUGCUGUCGCGGCGCGCGGCCCCGCUCAGCGAGCGCGACGCCGCCUUCUACGUGGCGGAGGUCGCGCACGCGCUCAAGGCGCUGCACGGCAUGGGAUACGUGCACCGAGACGUCAAGCCGCAUAAUAUACUGCUAGAUAGAUGCGGUCACGUGAAGCUAGGUGACUUCGGUUCGAGCGCGCGGCUGUCCGAAGGCGGCUGCCUGGGCGCGGCGGUGGCCACGGCCGACUACAUGGCGCCCGAGCUGCUGGCGGCCGCCGACUGCGCCGCGCACACUGUGUGUCUACAGUACUGCGGGAGGCUUGUAACAUCGGCCAUUUCGUCCUGUGACUACUGGUCGCUCGGAGUGAUAGCUUUUGAGCUCGUGACGCUGCGACGACCGUUCUCAUCUGAUGACGAGGAUUCUAUUCCUAAAAUCCUGAGUAAUAUACAAAGGUACGAGCGCUCGUCGUCCCCGUCGCUCCCGUGGGGCGAGUCCCCUUGCGAGCCCAGCGGCGACUGGCGCGCGCUGGUGGGCGGGCUGCUGCGCGUGCUGCCCAGCAAGCGGUACUCCUACCUCGACACGCUGCAGCACGCCGCGCUCGCGCAUCUGCCCGCGCACAACAUACGGGACCAGGCCCCCCCGUGGGUCCCGUGUGUGCGUGGCUCGGAGGACGCGUCGUACUUCACGGCGGCGCCGCGCUGCCCGCAGCCGCCCAGCGCCGCGCCCUUCCGCACGCGACCGCCCUUCGCCGGACAACUGCCCUUCGUCGGCUAUUCAUACGUUGCACCGGAAGACAGCGAAGAUCACAGCGGCGGUUUCAACGCCUCUCACGACUGCACUGCAAUAGAUAUGGCCACUUUCAAGUCAGCAGAAAAGCUAGCAGCGAUGCGCAGUCGUGAGAUCGCGUCGUUACAAACGAAGUUAGCGGAGUCCGAGGCUAUGGCGAGCGCUAACGUGGAGCGCGUCCGUCAAGAGGCCGACGCCGAGACCGAGCGCCAGCGGGUGCGUCUGCAGGCAGAGAUCACUGCGCUUAGUCUGCAGAACAAACGCCUGGAGCGUCAGGUGGAGGUGGAGCGCGAGGAGCGCAUGGUCCUGCAGCGCAGCAACCAGGAGCUGGCGGCGGGGCUGGCGGGGCGCGGCGCCGCCGAGCUGCGCAGCGCGCGCGCCGCCGCCGCCGCGCUGCAGGCCGAGCGGGACGCGCUGGCCGCGCAGCUGCGCCGCCUCGAGGCCACGGCCGACACGCUGCAGGCGGAGACCCGCCGCGCGCGAGCUGACGCCGACGCGGCGAGGGCGCAGCAACAACACUACAAGGACAUAAUAGAACAUGUCCACGAGUUGCGACACAGGAGGCUAACAGAAUUCAACGUGAGACCGAUUGUGAGUGCAACACUAAAGAAUACCAGCCUAUUGUUAUUCAAACCAAAUCCUAAAGACUCAAUAGCAAAGGAACGCGCGAUCCGUCGGCAGACCCUCAGCGGUGGGGAGGCCGAGAGCCGAGAGGCCGCCUCCCGCAUCGCCGCGGCCGAGGCCAACACGGCCAGGGAGGUGCGCGCGAGGCAGGCGCUCGACAAGAAGCUGCUGGCCAUGGAGGAGGAGAACAAGAGCCUCAGAGAUGACUUGGAUGAGGCGAAGAGAGAGUUGUCGAACGCACAGGAGCGUCUUGGCGAGAAGCAACGCUCCGCCAACACGUCAUCGGAACAACUCAAAGAGUUACAAGUACAGCUGGCUCAAGAGCGCGUCAAAGCUUCCACGUUACAAGCUCAAGUGCAGGAGUUAGAGCGCAGUGUCGAAGAGUCGGUCCGUCGCGAGGCGGCGCUAGAGGAGCAAUGCGCGCGUACCGAGGCCCGUCUCAACGAGCGUCUGCAAGACGCGCAGCAGACCGCCGCCAACGCGCUGCACGAGGACGCCAGACACAGGGAGAAGGUCAACACACUAGAACAGUUAGUAAGACAGCUAGAACGCGAAGUGAGCGCGUUGGAGAAGCGAUCGUGUGUCGCGUGUGCGGCGGCCGCCUCGACCUCCGCGCAGCCGGAGAGUGACCGACCGCAGCCCGAACCCGCGAGCGCGCGCAGCGAUACCCGGAAAGACACCCACAGCGAUACCGAGAGCGUCGGGGACAAUGCGCAGGCGCAGGCACAGGCACAGCUGGCCCUACUCAAGGAACAACUUGAAAGGGCUGAGACACAGCUACAGGCGCGUGCUGAAGAAAUGGCGGCGUUACGUCAAGAAGCUAGAGCGGCAAAUCUAGCGAGAUGGAGAAAGGAACGCGAAUACAACGAGCUAUCAAUUGAAAUGAAAUCAACUGCCCGGGACUUGAAGCGCGCGGAGGAACGCCUGACCACCGCAAUGGAAGCUCGCAAGGCGGCCGAGAGUAAGGCAAGCGAGGCUCAGACUGAGCUGGCCAAGAUAAAGCCUCUGUAUGACCUGGCCAGCAAGGAAGCGCAGCGCUUGAAGGAACAGUUUGAUAAGCUGCAGAAGACGCACGAGGUUAUACAAGUAGAGGUUGACAGGUCCCGCAACGACAUCCGCAAGUUGAAGAGUGAGCUGCAGUACAGCGAGCGGCGGCGGCUGCACGCGGAGGAGCAGGAGGAGCUGUCCAGCCGCGAGCGCGCGCAGCUGCGGGACGAGCUCAGCGAGGUCCGCCGACACAACGCCGAGCUCGUGCAGAACAACAAGGCUUUGCAAGAAGCUUGCGGCAUGCUGGAGGAACAGCUGACAGAUCUCGAGAAGCUUGCUGACAUUCAUGAGAUCAAGAACAAGGACCUAGAGAGCCAGUUGAAAGGCGUCCGCACAGAGCUGGAGUCGUGUCGCUCGCGGCUGGGCGAGGCCGAGCAGCAGGCGUCGCAGCGCGGGGUCGCCGCCAGCCGCGCCGCGCUGCAGCACGAGGAGGCGCGCGACCAGGCGCGACACGCGCACACAGAGCUGCAGCUGCUCAGGGAGCGGCUGGAGGCCCGCGAGACGCGCGUGGCGGAGCUGGAGGCGCAGGUGGCGCAGCUGGAGAGCGCGCGCGCGGCGGGCGACGCGGCGCUGGGCAGCGCGGCGCGGCGCCUGCGCGACCUGCAGGAGGAGUGCGCCGCGCUGCGCACGCGCGCGCACCAGCACCACGCGCACGCGCUGCAGCUGCAGGCCAGCCUCGCCGACGUGCAGGAGCAGCUGGCGGGCGCGCGCGAGGCGGCGGCGGGCGCGGCCGCGUGGUGGCGCACGCGCGAGACCAAGGCGGACGCCACGCUGCGGCAACAGGCCAAGCUCAUCGACUUCCUGCAGGCUAAAGUAGAGGAGGCGGGUCGUAAGAAGUGUUCACUCAGCAACAAGUUGUUCGGUCGCUCGGGGCGCAGGCCCGCCGCCUCACCGCCGCUCAGGAGGGCUAACAGGGAACUGCGCGAGGAGGUCGAGAGACUCCGCGCCAAGCUGGCGGCCUGCUCGGCGCCCGAUGCUAGUUCUUUUUCCAGUUAUCCGUCGACGCCCAAGCGUGAGAAACCAAAGCAAGUCGCGAAUGGGCCUAAGAAGAGUAUCGACUCGCCUGAUGGAUCUCAAGAUAAAGGACUGCUUAUAGUCUGGUCAGACGGUAGCCGUGAGAGGAUGCGCGCGAAGUGCGUGGACCAGACGUUGGUACUGACCAGCGGGAACAGGGAGCUGCACGGCCGACUGCUGCCCACCGACCCCAAGAACUUACCGCACAACGAAGCCAACAGGGCCUUCCUUAUAAAGAUUGACAACUGCGACCGCGGCUCAGAGGUAGCAGUGGUUUGCGCCAGCAUAGCGGAGCGCACGGCGUGGGCGGCGCGCCUGGCGCCCAGCGGGGGCGCGGCCGGGGGCGCGGGGGGCGCGCGCUGCGGGUACGCGCCCACCGUGCUGCUGCCGCUGCGCUCCACUCCGCACACUGCGAUAUACGUCGCGCCUAAUGCUGUCGCCAUUGGUUGCUCGGACGGGCUGCACUCGCUGCGCGGCGGCGUGCGCGUGGAGUGGGCGGGCUCGGGCGGCGCGGGGGGCGCGGGCGGCGUGCGCGGGCUGGCGCUGGCGGGCGGGCGCGCGCUGCUGCAGGCGGGCGCGCAGCUGGCGCACGCGGGGCUGCUGGCGCUGGGCUCCGCGCUGCGCCGCGCCGCCGCGCUGCAGCCCGCGCUGCCCGCCGCGCCGCUGCGUCUGCCCGACAACACGCCGCCGCAUCUCCUCAAGGCCCUCACAGGCAGCGAGGUAACAGAAGGCCCCUGCGUGGCCGUAGCCUGCGGGCGGCGCGUGUUCCUGCUGCGGUACGACGCGUCCGCCUCCGAGUUCAAGGUGUCGCGCUCGCUCACCGUGGACCGCGCGCCGAGCUCGCUGCUACUCACCGCCAGGACUCUGUACAUCGCCGGAGAGAAACCUCUCAAAGUAAACUUGCCUUCGGGUGCCCUCGAAUCUUUUGGCAUGGACGAACCAACAGUCGCCGCAGCCGCUAAGAAGCACUCACCGCCUAAAGCCUUCCUCCUCAUUAAAAACAAUCCUGUAGAAAUUCUAAUAUGUUACGCGGAGUGCGGUGUAUUCGUUGAUGAGAACGGAAAACGUACGCGAAACGAUGACCCCAAGUGGAGUACAGCCGUCUACAGCUGGGAGUUUGUCAACCCCUUCUUGUACGUCGUAGGGGAUGACAAAGUCACUAUAGUUUAUCUAAACGACGACGCAUAUAGGGCUCCGCCAUGCACUUGUGAUACCACCUCUCUUGCCUCGACCGCAUCCGACUGCUACUUGCCAGAAAUAUUCACUCUCAAGAUGAAAGAACCAGUGUUCUUGGGAACAGCGCCAAAUGGAAUCAUAAUACGAACAAAGACAGACGACGGAUUUAACGUCUCGAUCAUAGACGGCAUGGCGGCGUUCAGGAGCGUCGGCGCUUCAGUAGAGUCCUUAGCAACGCUGUCAGAUACCAAGGGGUCAAUGAACGACCUGACGCAGUCACUGACCGACCUCACACCUCAAGACGUGUCGCAGGAGAGCGUGGAGGUGACGACAGGCUUCCUCGCGGACAUCAGGAAGCGAGCGCGCCAGCUGCGCAACAAGCAUCGCAAGGAACAAACACCGGACGAUGUCAUCAAGGAGAUAUUGACCACCGAGGUCGACUUGAAACGGACAACUAACGGACGCAAAUCCCCCGCAACUAUAUCAGAAUUCGAUUCUGACUCGGAAACAGAAGACAGUGAGGGCAAGCCAGAAUCCUCGAAAGGCACGGCGGACAUAUGCGCAGAAAUGUUCACUAGACAAGUGCGCUUCCAGUGAUAACUAUUGUAUGUUGUAAGUCAAGCUCCAGAGAGUAGCGAGUCUGAUUGUACAGUCGUAUAUUAUGUAUAGAGCUUGUAUGAUACAGGAAAACAUUGCUAUGUACCUGAGGAUAGGUGUGUGUGUGUGUGUCAGUCAACUUAGUAGCUCGUAGUGUUGGUAUUUUAAAUAGUAUUUCUUAAUUGUAGGCGUUAAUAAGUUUGAUAGGUUAUAUUAUUUAUACCGUGCCUAAACAGCUCAAUUUUACUUUUGAACUAUAACCAUAUUAGCUCAUAAUUUUAUUAUACCAUACAAGUAGUAUGUACAUUUAUUUAUUACAUAAUUUAACUCAAUUUUCUAUAUUUAAGGUACACUGUGUGGUUUAGAAAGUCAAAUUUUAAUUAGAUAAUGUUUUCGUAUGAGUUUUAAAAGUAACAAAAGAUGUCUUUUGUAUUGCCUACUGCAUUGUCUACUUAUUUUUACUGUGAUUUUAUAACUGACUUAAUUUCUUUCUAAAGUAGUUUUAAAUGUAAGUGAUCUUUGUUUAUGUUCUUUGACAUGUUAAAAUAUAUAUUUUUUUAAUAUUCA
This is a messenger RNA of Trichoplusia ni (cabbage looper), 6486 nucleotides long. RefSeq names its product citron Rho-interacting kinase-like. The record is from RefSeq and is a predicted model, not a curated record. Gene Ontology annotation, cellular component: cytoplasm; cytoskeleton. Bases 187 to 5919 code for a protein of 1910 amino acids. The transcript has 33 exons. NCBI's taxonomy places the organism in Eukaryota, Metazoa, Arthropoda, Insecta, Lepidoptera, Noctuidae. Gene Ontology annotation, molecular function: ATP binding; protein serine/threonine kinase activity. Gene Ontology annotation, biological process: actomyosin structure organization; peptidyl-threonine phosphorylation.